AGGCCUCUCCUGUAACCUUAGGAGCACAGAGUUCUUGAGAUCUUCGCCAAGAUUUGAAUCUUAAAGUUUUGUUGUGUGGGCUUUAUCUUAAAGAAGCAGAAAAAGUAUUUUCAGUGAAAUGGGGAGCUUAGGAGAUUUAGAGAACAGUAUCAAGAGAACACCUGGGCCUCAUGUAGUGGUGUUCCCUUAUCCAGCGCAGGGACAUAUCAAUCCAUUAGUGGAAUUUGCCAAGAGGCUUGUCUCUCACAAUCUCAUGGUGACUUUUAUCACCACAGAGAAAGUUAAAGAGCGCAUGGCACAAGCUCAGAAUGGUGCUUCUUGUGGGAACUCAGCUUUGCAGAAUAUCAGGAUUGAAACAAUUUCAGAUGGGGUUACUCCUGAUCUUGACAGGAAGAAAAGUUCAGAUACUGAAAUAGAUCUGCUGAAAAAGUUUGGAAGUGUUUCAUUUGAACAUCUAAUAGAGAGGCUCAAUGCUCAAGGCCAGAGAGUCUCUUGCAUAGUUUAUGACUCUUUUCUGGAAUGGGUUCCAUUAAUAGCAAAAAAGUUUGUUAUUCCUGUGGCAUUUUUCUGGACACAGUCUUGUGCAGUUUACUCCAUCUAUUAUCAUUGUAACAAAAGAACUGUGAAUGAAGAGGAUAUAUUGGAGAAUGGCAUGAAUGUGAAAGGAAUAUCUGGACUCCCACAACUACAUCCAUCAGAUAUACCAUCGUUUUUACAAGCUUCAAAUCCUAACCCAUAUAUGUUAAAGUUGGUGUUGGAUCAAUUCAAUCUCAUUUCUCAAGCAAAAUGGAUAUUGGGAAACUCUUUUACUGAACUUGAAGCAGAGGAAAUUAAAUCCAUGGACUCACUUAUUCAAAUUAGAACAGUGGGUCCUCUAGUUCCAUCAUAUUUUCUACAAGGAAACAAUCCCAAAGAUACAGAUGUUGGUGCAAAUCUAUGGAAAGCAACAGAUUGCAUGAAUUGGCUCAAGACAAAAGGGGAGUCAACUGUAAUAUAUGUUUCCUUUGGGAGCUUAGCUAUCCUUUCUAAAGAGCAAAUCCAUGAAAUAGCAUUUGGACUAAAGGCCAGUGGUCAUUCCUUCUUAUGGGUAAUACGUCCAGGAGAUAACAAAGAAGAAAAUAGUACUACACAAGAUUUGCCAGAAGGUUUCUUAGAGGAAACUAGCGGGAAAGGGCUAGUGGUACCUUGGUGUCCACAAAUGAGGGUGCUUUCUCAUUCCUCUAUUGCAUUGUUUAUGACCCAUUGUGGAUGGAAUUCCACGCUAGAGAGCAUUUGUUCAGGAGUGCCUAUGCUAGCAUUUCCUCAAUGGAGUGAUCAACCAACUAAUGCAAAAUACAUAGAAGAGCAUUGGAAGAUGGGUAUAAGAUUGAAGAAGAAAGAAGAUGGUUUGGUUGGGAGGGAAGAAAUGCAUAAAUCAAUCAAGGAAGUUAUGGAAACCAAACGAGGAGUUGAACUAAGAAAAAAUUCUUUGCGGUGGAAGACAUUAGCUAUGAAAUCUAUGGAGAAUGGUGGGUCUUCACAAAAAAAUAUUGAGGCUUUCAUUGAGGAGGUUAUAAAUAGUGCAUCAUUAAUGCCUUAUAGUACCAUAUGAAUAUAGACAAACCUAGAUUGAAUGUAUUAUCAAGUGUUUAAUUAUGCUUAUUUUUUAUAAAGAGUUUUUAGAGAUUGUAGUAA
Messenger RNA from Cryptomeria japonica (Japanese cedar), 1674 nucleotides. RefSeq names its product UDP-glycosyltransferase 74E1. The record is from RefSeq and is a predicted model, not a curated record. Lineage: Eukaryota; Viridiplantae; Streptophyta; Pinopsida; Cupressales; Cupressaceae. Gene Ontology annotation, molecular function: UDP-glycosyltransferase activity. Bases 119 to 1591 code for a protein of 490 amino acids. The transcript is spliced from 2 exons.